Molecule: messenger RNA, 558 nt
Organism: Nelumbo nucifera (sacred lotus)
Lineage: Eukaryota; Viridiplantae; Streptophyta; Magnoliopsida; Proteales; Nelumbonaceae
Source: RefSeq, a predicted model, not a curated record
AUGGGCAUUUACAUGAAGAAAGAAUUUGAGAUGUCUGAUUCAGGUCUAUUGCAUUAUUUUCUUGGUCUGGAAGUGAAACAAGCUGAAGAUGGGAUAUUUGUUUCACAAAGGAAAUAUGCAACUGAUCUUCUUAAGAGGUUUAACAUGCUUAAUUGCAAAGUUAAAACCACACCCAUGAAUGUAAAUGAGAAAUUGCAGCUUGAAGAUGGUACUGAACCAGCAGAUGCGAGAUAUGUUAGAAGCUUGGUGGGUGGUCUGAUAUAUUUGACUCAUACUCGACCAGAUAUAGACUUUUCGGUUGGAGUACUUUCCAGGUUUAUGCAUUCUCCCUCAAAGCAUAAUCUUGGAGCAGCAAAGAGAGUCUUGCGUUAUAUAGCUGGAACACUUGAAUUUGGAUUGUGGUAUAGUCAUGUGUCAAAUUUUAAGUUGAUUGGAUUUACUGAUAGUGAUUGGGCAGGGUGUUUGGAUGAUCGGAAGAGCACUUCGGGUUAUACUCUUUGUCUUGGAUUAGGUGCCAUUUCAUGGAGUUCAAAAAAGCAAGCAACAACCGCUUUGUAA